Closterium sp. Yama58-4 is the source of this 729-nucleotide messenger RNA. Lineage: Eukaryota; Viridiplantae; Streptophyta; Zygnematophyceae; Desmidiales; Closteriaceae. The record is from the annotation of a GenBank genome assembly.
AUGCGUGCAGGAGUCAAGGGCGCCAUGGCCGGCGUGGGAUUGCAGCCGGCCUUGGACGUCCUGCGAGGCCGCUUGCCUGCAGCUUCAACUUCCACUCCCCUCACCUCCCUGUGCGGUGCGGCACUUUUAGGCCUAGGAAUCAGUGUCGUUCCCUCCACUCGCCUCCUAAUCGCUGCUCCCUUGCUCGGUUUCGGGAUGCGCGACGCUACGACCGCAUUUACGGAUUUGGCGCAAGCCGCCGAGGAUAGAACCGUCGGAGGUGAAACAAGCGGGUCUGAUGCUGCGGCAUGCGAAGCUGCAACGAUAGAGACUGCUGCAUCCGACAAUCUCGCAUUCGAGGCUUCAACAUCCAGCGCUACAGGAUCUGCCAGUUUCGCUUCCGCAGCUGCAGGAUCGGAUGAUGCAGCCUCAUGCGAUGCUGCAUCCGACAAUUUCGUAACUGAGGCUUCCGCAUCCUGCAUUGAAGGUUCUGACAGUUCCUCUUUCGAAGCUUCAGAGUCGGACGGUUCGGCAUUUGAAGCUGCAGCAUCAAAAGCUUUAGCAGCAUCAAACGUUUCGGAAUGCGACGCUUCAACAGACGACUCAUGCGACGCUUCCUCAUGCGACAAUUCAGCAUACGACGCUUCAGCAUGCGACGCUUCAGCAUACGACGCUUCAGCGCCCGACACUCCUGGAGCAUCUGACGUCACCGCCGGCAGCUCUAGCAGCAGGCCAUUUCGAACUGAAUGA